Molecule: messenger RNA, 5379 nt
Organism: Gymnogyps californianus (California condor)
Lineage: Eukaryota; Metazoa; Chordata; Aves; Accipitriformes; Cathartidae
Gene: MPP3
Product: MAGUK p55 scaffold protein 3
Exons: 19
Coding region: 131-1891 (586 amino acids)
Cellular component (GO): cell-cell junction; plasma membrane
Molecular function (GO): protein binding
Source: RefSeq, a predicted model, not a curated record
CCAGCCAGCACUACACGGGGUCGGACUUGGGCCCGCACCCGCAGGACUGCCUCUGAAUCGCAGUCCAGAAAGAAGAAACAAUCGUGUUGAUUUAAGUUGAACAUUUGUCUCUAAGAUUAAGAACAAAGCCAUGCCAGUGCUUUCGGAAGACUCAGGAUUGCAUGAAACUUUGGCCCUUUUGACAUCUCAGCUAAGACCUGAUUCAAAUCAUAAAGAGGAAAUGGGAUUCCUUAGGGAUGUCUUCAGUGAAAAGAGUCUCAGCUACCUGAUGAAGAUUCAUGAAAAACUCCGUCAUUAUGAAAGACAGAGUCCAACCCCUGUUUUACAUAGUGCAGCAGGAUUAGUUGAAGAUGUAAUAGAAGAAUUGCAGACUGCACCAGUGAAUAAUGAAGAAAAAGAGCUACUUCAGCUGUUGUCAACACCACAUCUCAGGGCAAUGCUUGUAGUACAUGACACUGUAGCACAGAAGAACUUUGACCCAGUCCUUCCACCUCUACCUGAUAACUUUGAUGAUGAUUUUGAUGAGGAAUCAGUGAAAAUUGUUCGGCUAGUGAAAAAUAAAGAACCCUUGGGAGCUACCAUCCGAAGAGAUGAGCAUACAGGAGCUGUGAUAGUAGCAAGGAUCAUGAGAGGUGGUGCAGCUGAUCGCAGUGGUCUUGUCCAUGUUGGAGAUGAACUAAGAGAAGUCAAUGGUAUUUCUGUGCUUCACAAACGACCAGAAGAAAUAAGUCAGAUUUUGGCUCAGUCUCAGGGAUCAAUAACGUUAAAAAUAAUUCCGGCCAUCAAAGAAGAAGAUCGUCUAAAAGACAGCAAGGUGUUUAUGAGGGCGCUUUUCUGCUAUAAUCCCAAAGAAGACAGAGCCAUUCCUUGCCAGGAGGCUGGGCUGCCAUUUAAGAGACGACACAUCCUGGAAGUUGUAAGCCAAGAUGAUCCGACAUGGUGGCAAGCGAAGCGUGUUGGAGAUACCAACCUCAGAGCAGGCUUGAUCCCCUCAAAACAGUUCCAAGAAAGACGAUUGACUUACAGAAGAACAAUAGGUACUCUGCAGAAUCCCAGAACUGUGAAGAAACCUUUAUAUGAUCAGUCUUCUGAUAAAGAAGACUGUGACUGUGAAGGAUAUUUCAACGGACAGUACAUAGCUGGCUUACGCAGGAGCUUUAGAUUAAGUCGUAAAGAGAAGGAGAACACUCUGAGUGAAGGAAAGCAAGCAGAGCAGGCAGACGCAGCAGAGUUCCUAACAUACGAAGAAGUCACGAAAUAUCAGCAGCAGCCUGGUGAACAGCAGAGGCUGGUGGUUUUGAUUGGUUGUUUGGGGGCCAAAUUAAGCGAGCUCAAGCAGAAGGUUGUGUCAGAGAACCCACAGGAGUAUGGUGUUGCAGUUCCACAUACAACCAGGUCAAAGAAAAGUCAUGAGAAGGAGGGAGUAGAAUACAAUUUUGUCUCUAAGCAAUCAUUUGAGACAGAUGUGCAGCAAAACAAAUUUGUGGAACAUGGAGAAUACAAAGAAAAUCUGUAUGGUACAAGUCUUGAGGCAAUCCGGUCCGUGAUGGCCAAAAAGAAGGUUUGUUUGGUGGAUGUGGUACCUGAAGCAGUAAAGCACUUGAGGACUCCUGAGUUUAAGCCUUAUGUUAUCUUUGUGAAGCCUCUCAUUCCAGAAAAGAAAAAACAUGUCCUAAAAUCUCCCAUGUCAGAAGAAAUCUCAGCCCCCCUUGAUGAAGAACAGCAGGAAAUUAUUAAUUCAGCAGCAUUCAUUGAAGAGCAGUAUGGCCAUUUAAUCGACACCGUACUGGUGAAAGAAGAUCUCCAGAGUGCAUGUAAUCAGCUGAAAAUUGUGUUAGAGAAACUAAACAAGGAUUCAUUUUGGGUGCCAGUCAACUGGGUUAGGUCAUAGCUUGUUAUCAUCUGUUUAAGGGAAAGAUUGUAUAAAAAUGUCUUGUAAAUAUAUGGAUUAGAAAAGGGAAAUAUGUCAAAUUCACUUCAAAACUGCUGGUCUAUCUGUCUAGAAGGUAAUACAUAAAGACUGUAUGAGAAAAGCUAAACAAAGUCAGAAGCUGACACUGCCUUCCUGAAUCAAAAUCUUGAACAGCAGCUGUCAUUUAAAAGUGAAUACUCAGACUAAACAGAUCAGUAAAAGAUUGGAGUGACUUUUAGACUGUACAGUGAAGUUUCACAGAGGGUCCCACACUUCCAAAGCAUUUAAGUAGCACUGCGACACUAACCAGCUGGAUGGAAUUUUCAUCCUUUGGCCACAAAUUUUGUGGCUAGAGUUAAGACAUCUGAACAAGGUACUUUUCAGGAACCAGUAUGCCUACAGACCAAGCUACUUCAGCUACUGUCCUGUGGAGAGUGCUUACACCAUGUCAGUUACUCAAAAGUUCAGCUGGCUGUUAGGCCAGCAAAACAUGUUUCCCUUCACUCAGGAUCAUUAGCUGCAAAUCCUUUUCAAUUAGGCACUAAAACUAGGCCAGUUGUAUAAGUUGUAGAUAUUUUAGUAGCUGAGAGAUGGGGGGUUUUUUAUGUCCAUCCCACAUUUCCCAAUGCCUCCACAUUGUCUUGCACAGGAACUAGUCUGCUCAUCCAUAGCUUAUGCCCACUUCCCCAAUCUCUUCUACUGCCACAGGACAAACGUUAAAUGACCUGUGAGCAUGCCUGUGUAACUAGCCAGCUCAAACCAGAGACAUUUUUUAGUCUACAUGACAAUAACUGCAUAUGAUUUAAAAUGGGACUUUUAAGAAGCUUAUUUUCUACAAGACAUCUUUGCAAAUGCCACCUGAUGGGAUACCACCUUGACACCAACAUGGCAGCUCCAAAAAGGGCACUAAAAGGAGGAGGCUGAAGUACCAAGUAGCUGAGCUACAGGUCCAAAUCAUCAUCUUUCCAGCAUUUAUGACUGCCUUUGUUCCAAAUUGGGUAAAGGCUUCCAGAGCAUCUAAUUGGCUACAUCAAGUCCUGAAGAAGAAAUCUUAACUGUUAGAGGACUUUGUAUAUAUUUCAGGAGAACUUAAGAUGGGUGUCAAUAAGAAAAUGCAGUGAGAUGAUUCUGGAAGCACCUGUGUGUUAUAAUUAUUUGAAAAAUUUAUGAGUAUUGUACAGGUGCAUGUUAGCUGAAACUAGUUCCUGUUUUCCAUUGCCUGCUGAGGUCUAAUCUUUCCUGUGUACUAUGCCCUUUAACAAGACCUUUUGGAGCACCAGUCUCAUCCUUUACAUCUUAACGGUAUGAUGUUACUCUUGUUCCACUACAUUUAGCAAAACUAACAACAUGGCAUAUUAAAAGCACAUUUCUUACAUACCACUUACAUACCAGCAUCACUGAAUCUACAAUAACUCUAGCCCAAAAAGUUGUGUAGGACAGUCACCCAUAUCCACCUUCAAACGUGGACCCUGGCAACUUUCACGUAUUCUGGCAACUUUCAUGUAUUGUCCUGCCUACAGGCAUUGAGGUUCCCAUUCCUACAAGAAUAAGCACUCUUCACAGUCAGGUGUCUGCUUUGGCUUGUCAGAGCAGAUAUGCUGCCAGACUGGUGGCCUCAGCAAAUGUACAAGAACUCCUUCACAUGCAGGUGGCCUGUCAGCUCUGCCAUUAACUCUGCAAUCUUGUCCCAGCGCAGCCACCAGAAAUAACAUGGCUUACAAGAGACACAUUGCCAAGUGAAUUUUGUGACAGAUAUACCUUCAGCCUAUGAAAAACAGUGUAAUAUUUUAAAAACUAUUUAAGUAACAGCAUUUCAACCUAAGUCAUUUCAUGAAAAUAUGAAAUGGGCAGAUUAUGCUCACCAUAGAUCUAUAUUGCAGAUUACAAGCAGGUUUUUAUAGUCUGCAAGACAUAAACAUGUUUAGAGGAUAUAGAUUUAAAGAAGACUAGGUAAGAUACUAUCUAAAGGUCAGAAUUCACUUAAAGCAAGGUUGCUAUCUAACAUCUUAGAAUGUUCCAAAUGACUAGCAGUAAAUAAAUUAAUUUGUACACUUCAUGAUCUAACCCAGUCUAAUAGUAGAAUUAUGUAUUAAGAGAAGCAAAGCAAAUGACAGCUAGAGUUACAUCUGAAGUUACAGUAACUGAAAACUUAAGAUAUAAUAAUGCUAUUAAGUGAACUGAAAUAUUCAGUAUGAGUUAAAUAAUCUUUUUUUAAGUGUAUGCAGAUACUCUGUAUUGAUGUACAGUCACAGAUACUAACUUCAGAUACUAUCAGAAACAUUUGUUUCUAUUUUUUAGGUUUGAAGUAAAGGAUGGUGAGAGGCUAUGUAUUAUAUGCUAAAGUUUGCAGGUAGCUAAGAUGAGCUUCAGUUGUAGGGAAGAAAAAAGAACACAUUCAAUGCUCCUAUUCUAAAAUCCUAGGAAGAGGGUACAUGCAGAUGGUUGUUAUCAAGACAAGAUUCCAAUUCUGACAAGAUACUGAGUCCCUGCUGCAUUAGCCAUGCCUGGUAUAUGCUCCUGCCAGUAGGGAGAAGAAAGGUGAGAGAUAUUCUAAAGAAAAUCAGAAUGCAAAUUUACUUUAAUCCAAAGUCCUGCUUUGUGAAUAGUGCCAAAAGCUCUAAGGCAAAGUACUGACACAAACUGAAACCCUUAUCCCUCUCCCCACCUUGCUCACAUCUAAAAUUUAUGUAGUCUUUCAUAUUUCUUUUUAUGGUUUGUAGUAUUGAAGGAUGAGCCUUGGUUAACAUCUACAGUUUUCAGGUGGUCUUCCAUACACUGGCUGUACCUGAAACUGCUUCACUUCCUAAAAAAUCAGUUGUGUCCAGUACAUCCAGGGCAUGCUUCAGUCUGUGAACUCAAACAUACAUUCAGAUGGUUUUGAAGAAUCCAUUUCUCCAACCAAAUUUGCAGUAGGAUGAAGAUGACAGUUUACUAUAAAAUACAUACCUUCAAUAUGACUGAGAUGCACACAGAUUAGAACUCCGAUACCUCUAACCCCGCUUCUUAUGAUGUGUACAUUGUUUUUAUAAAGUGAAAGCUGCGUUAAAACAGCAUACCUAAUUCUCUUGUGAAGAGAUAAGGGAUCUUGUAGCAGUCCGCUUAAAGUGCAUGCUGGUCUGCCAUGAAAAAAAAAUUGCUAUGGGUUUUUUUCAUCAGGGCUAAUGAGGCACUCUAAGAAAACUGUAAUUAGUAGAAGUAUACUUCAUCCUUUUUUCCCCCUACUCUUACACAUCCUGUUCCCUUUGUACACCAAUGACUUGCUUAUUAGCGUUCUCAGUCAAGUAUUCUGUAGGAGAAUACAUAACACUAUUUGUUAAUACGGACUGUACAUUCUUCUUCCACCUCCUGCCUGAGAAUAUGCCACAGGUUAUCUUAGUGAUACCUACAGAUUUUUAAUACGUAAUAUUUUAAUGAUCAGCCAUCAUUGCCUUUUUCUAAACAAUAAAGAUUAGCUUUUUUGUAAUAAA